AGGCGGGUAUAAACGUAAACAGACUUUUUGUCUGGACGCUAGCUGGACUUCGUGGUGCUGUUUUCUAUUUACUCUGAACUUUUUAAGAGUCCUUGUAGUUUCGAUGAGUUAGUCUUUUUGUAAUUGCGGUACAUUUUGACCUCAACAGUUGAUGAAUGAAUAAAAGUUAAGAGCUAAAGAGCGAGCCAAAGCUCCGUGAGCAGCGGGGCUAGCUGGUAGCAGCAGCCUCAUUGAUGACAUUAAUGUCAGCCUCAUCACCUCCAUCACCAUCACCUCCAUCAUCACCAUCAUCUCCUCCAUCACUUCCAUCUCGUCCCAGCUGCCCAGCUCACCUGCUGCUCGAUGGAGGACUACGGCAGGUUCGUGCAGCGGUGUGUGUCCCAGCUGAAGAGCCUCACCGAGGGAGAGCCCAGACCUCCAUCUGCUCCCUCUCUCAUCCGCUUCUGGGGACGACCCAUCCUCCCUCCCCUGCUCUCCGGCAAACAGAGAGAGGAGAUGCGGCAGCUCAGGGAUGAAGUCCAGAAGAUGUCAGUCUCCAUGGAGGUGAAAGAUGAUCCCAGAAUGGCCUAUGUGCAAACUAUUCUUCACAGCGUGCAGCUAAGAAAGACGCCAACACUGGAGGAGUUGCUUCAGGAGGCUGAGAUUAAAGCCGACUCUUCACAUCACAGCAGCAGCGUUAGAUCAGAGUCCCACUGCCGGCCUUUUGAUGGAACCAAGGAAAGUCUUUCACUAACACCUGUAGGGAAAUUAACUAACUCUCUUCCUCCAAUGACUUCCACUACGUAUAGUGCCUUUUGCAAGUCUAAUUUGACACCCCAGCAAAGUUACCAUGAUGGAGGCUUUACGGAGCCACUUGACAACCAACAAGACUCACAGCCAUGCUCCUUUAAUGGUGCAAACCAGCACUUACUCUCCUCUGGUUAUGUGACGUCUGAGAAUGUUGAAAAUAUCACCACCGUCUCUGGAGGGAUUGACUCAGAAACUGAGAGUCGUGCUUUUGGUUCCUCUGAUGACGUUCAUAACACCGAUGGCGUUUUCCUACACAACACCUCAAAGAUAAUCCAUACUAUGCCAGAUAUUAUUAGCCACCCUCCCAUAGAUGGAGAGGAGUUAGAGAGGAGUGGGCUGGAAUCAUCCUUCUCUAGUGACUUAAUAAGAGUAAGAAAUAUUUUUUGUCCUUCAUUUCACAAUUAUUCAGUAAACCAUUAUCAGCACGAUACGGAGAAUGAGAAUAAUAUUCCCUUCUCCUCAACAUAUGACCCUGUCAACGGUGGCAAUAAAGACAGAAAUGAGGGUCAGACAACAGAAUUGCACAUUCAGCUAAACCCAAGUGAAGCAGAAGCAGAGGACAACCAGGUAAACAAAGAAGAGACAAAACCAUCGGAGGAGAAGACACAAAGCCAUCCGCUCAGCCUCCAGGCCUUACUAAAGAAAUCUCAGGAGUAUCGUCGGCGCCAGCGGAUGCUUAGGAACCAAGCCAAAAACACUAAAAUCCAGGAAAGGACCCAAGGGCAGCCAAGAGCACGAACAGAGGAGCAAAGCCACUCUGAUAAGGAGAAUGAUGAGUUUCUGUACAAGGGCGCUCUGACUGCUGAGGGAAAGAAAGCUAAAGAGAGGAGGGGCAUUUUUAUCCCGUCAGUUGAAACGUCACCACCGAAAUCCCAGGAUAAUGAGAAGAUGAUUGAGAGUGAGGUCACAGGAAAAAAGACAAAUGGUAUCAUUGAAAGCACAGAUGUACUAGAAGAUGAAAAUAACAAAGACUUGACAAGUGCUAAAGAAAAAACCUUGAAGAACAAUAAGCUGAACAGUUCCCAAGAGGCCAUAACAAAACCUCAACAAAUCAAUGCUUUUGUCCAGCAGGAGCCCUUAUCGUCAGAAACCUCCCUGGUCCAAGAAGCCUUUUAUGGGACCACCUGUUUUAAAACACCUUGUACAGAAGGAGGGAAGUAUCACUCUGUUCCAACCCCUACCUUCAGUCGGAGUCCUGUCCCCUGUAAAAGCAAAGGUCGUGUGAAACUAGGACGGUGCGUUGAGGGGACGGAGACCUCAGUCGGAGAGUUUGUCGUCUGUAAUUUGGCUGAAGACAAUGUGGAGGAGGUUAAUUUGGCACAUCAAAACAGUCACACAGCACCUCCCAUCACCUUGAAUCUCCUAGUUGAGGAGGAUGUGACAAAUGUAGUGGCUAAAAGUUCACUGCACAUAGAUCAGCUCGAGUCGAACCUGUCCAGUUUAAAGGUACUGAUCUCAGAUUUGGAGUCCACAGUGAAGGAGAACUUGGACCGUCACUGCCAAGUUGGCAACAACGUGCAAAGUGAGUCAAGUUUCAAAAGCAUCAAGCGCUCUGAGCAACUUCACAAUAAUCAGCAUCUUGAACUUGGUCGAUAUGCUCACUUCCAGGUUUGGGAGGAGAAACAGAGGAUUGAUGAUGAUGAUCACUACAGUGACAUGAAGGCCGGGGAACAGUCAGGAACAUUCCCCUUCCUCAAUUUAACAAACAUCCAUGACCAUUCAGGCCCUCAGUCACACACCAAUGAAGCAGAUGAUGAUGAUGUCCUCACAGAUAAGGAGAGCAGAACCGAGACAGUUGGAUUAAGCCAAAGCAAACUGGUCAAAAGCUCAAAUCCAGAGAGAGGAAAGGAAAAAGAGAUGGAUAAGGAAGAAUCAAUCAAACAUUCCCAAAGUGGAAACUGCAUAAGACAGAAGCUUCCUGGUAAAAGCAUCCUGUCUGUAGCACAGCAGAUGCACAUCCCUAACAUAUUCCGUAAUAUCCCCAUGGAAAAGGGGACCCCGUGUAUCACAUCAGUGCUUUCAGAUAACGGCAACCAUUUGGUUGAGGGAGAGCGUGAGAUGGAUUUGGACGGUCACGACUCUAUGCACUCGCCAUCUCUUAAUCGGUCGUAUGACGUGGAGACACCGUCUGACCUUUGGCUGCAAGAAGACUGGGGAUCUGACCCGCACUCACAAAGUUGUCUCAGUCAGGACAAAUAUCUGACUCCAGAGAGCGGCAAGGAGGAUCAGGAAGGGCAGUCUAAGGUCAAACGAAGGCUGCUCAUGCAUGUAACAGAGGAUGUCCGGGCAGAAAGUUUGGACACCAGCAGAGGAGUAACAUCUGGGGUCAGACCAAACUCCAGCACUCCAAGAGCUGCCCUGCGUUGGUCUGAAGGUCGUGACGAUCAGAGGAACAAGCAAGAGCAAGUGAAACGGGCCCAUGCUGAACAAGUCAGAGCCCUGCAAGACGAGCACAGGAAACAGCAGGAAGAGCUUCUACAGGCGUUGGCAGUACGUUACAGAUUCCUCCAGAACAUGUCCUUCCCUUGUUCCAUGUCAAGCUCUUGUCCCGGGGACACGGUGACCUUCUCUACUCUCUCACAGCCCCUCGGCCCGUGCUCGCAGCACUACCGCCCCCUGCUGGCAGCGGCCGUGAAGGGUUUCCUGACUCGGAGGCUGCUGAGGACAGAAAGAGUUGCUCAACUGGUGCGCACCAUCAGGGUAUGUGGAGUUACACGUCACCUGAAGUUACACGUCACCUUUUAUGAUGAAGACACGCAGCAGUUCCUGCGGGCCUUCCAGCAGCCGAGUGUCGGCAGAGGGGAGUUCUGUAGCAGGCAGGAUGUCCUUCUGCAGGACAGAGUCCUUCUGCAGCUGCGAGCAGGACGCUAUGAGUUUCAUGACAUUUUCUUCAGCCUGUCAGCCGGAGAGCAGAUGCAGCUGAUCAGCUGGGACAGAGAGCUGGACAGGGAGAGGGAGCUCAAACGGCAGAAUGGGUGUCCCAGAGGAAAGACUUCACUGUCGGCUGCAACACAAAAAUCAUUGGAGAGAAAAAGAGGAAUGAUGAUUCAGAAGAAGACUGCAGAAAGGCACAUGGCACAGGUUUUGAUGAGGACUGGACAAAAGUCUGAAUUUUCAGUUGAGAAACAGCAGCAGAUAAAGCGACGAAAGUUCAGAGCAAAUCCGGAGAGAGUCCUCAGGAGCGCUUGCUCUUCCAGACCUCUAUGACACUUUCCUAAUUGGGCCCAGUGAGCACUCCUAACGACCCCUCCAGUGAACUAUCUGAAUAGAAUAUCACAAAUGUUGUAAAUCUAAGUGGGACACAAAUGGAUUCAUUUUGCUGACCAAGCUUAAGGUUACAGCUCUACUAAAGUCAGGAAUUACAGAGCUUCCUGGUGUCUUGCAGGUCUGUUUUUAUUAUGUUUUUCUACAUUCAAUAUACCUUUAAUGAAAAUGUUUGAGGGGGAAAGUUGAGUUGCUUUCUUUUCUUCGGUUCCAGGAUAGUUACCCUGUUAAAGUCUGGGCCAUUGUUUUAGUUCAUUCUGGGUGUUUUGCGUUUUCUUAUUAUUCCACACUGAAUAUUUAUAGGAAGCUGGGUUGUCAGCACCCAAGUAGAGAAUCAUUAGUUAUUAACUGAAGGUGUGGUGAAAAAGGUGCUUCAUGUUUUAUGUGCCUGUGACCUCAGACAGACAAUCUUUUUACCAUAUGUGGACCCCCUUCAGUAGGAGGUCCCCUUAGUGUUGCCGAUAUUUAUACAGUACAGAAUACAAGUACAAGUUGUGUCACUCCUUAGUGCUGCCUUAAAUGUACUGUUUUGUAAUGACUCAUUAGCCAAAAGUAUGUAAAGCUUUUGCAUAGUUUUGUACAUGUUUUCUAUGUUAUUUAUUUUGUGGUUGGAAAUAAAGUUUUAUAAUUGGUUAA
Molecule: messenger RNA, 4689 nt
Organism: Cololabis saira (Pacific saury)
Lineage: Eukaryota; Metazoa; Chordata; Actinopteri; Beloniformes; Belonidae
Gene: cp110
Product: centriolar coiled-coil protein 110
Exons: 10
Coding region: 343-3996 (1217 amino acids)
Biological process (GO): regulation of cytokinesis; centriole replication; centrosome duplication
Cellular component (GO): centriole
Source: RefSeq, a predicted model, not a curated record